Salmo salar (Atlantic salmon) is the source of this 1641-nucleotide messenger RNA. It is a transcript of the gene cenpt, whose product is annotated as centromere protein T. Lineage: Eukaryota; Metazoa; Chordata; Actinopteri; Salmoniformes; Salmonidae. Gene Ontology annotation, molecular function: DNA binding; protein heterodimerization activity. Gene Ontology annotation, biological process: kinetochore assembly; mitotic cell cycle; chromosome segregation. Gene Ontology annotation, cellular component: kinetochore. The record is from RefSeq and is a predicted model, not a curated record.
CUUCCCCAAAUUCUCAUCUCGCGAGUUUUCACUUAAAUUUUAAACGCGGGAGCCAUCCGCUAAAAGACUGAACGUUAUGCCAUGGAUUCUGUAGACGAGGACGUGUCUGCUCGAAUUCUCCUGCAAGAUGUAAUUCAAACGGAGUAUUCCAGGUCCCCAAUUACCCGCAGUGCCUCCCAGGCUCAGUUCCAGUCCCCUGGGUCCAGAGUCAGACAUAGUAUCAGACUAAGGAGGAGUGAUGUUGGGGCCCUUACCCCACAGGACGCCCUCAAACAGAGCAUGAAAAAGAAGCUUCGUGAGAGCACUUCCAGGUCUUCCCUGCCAGAGCCACCCAGUAAGAGGCGGGCUGUAUCAGAGGGAGUCAGGAAGAUAAACACGCCUGCACCAGCCACAGCCUCACUUCUCUAUGAUGAUGACAUCACACCUAGAUACCUACUCAGGGGGAUCCUGCAGACAGAGCCGGAGACAUCCCUUCUGGUUCAGGACCGGCCAGUCAGGAAGGAGCCAGAGCUGCCCUCCACAAACUCCAGUCUUCACAGCAACCGCCCAAGUACAGGGCUAUCUGAGUUGGAUCUCCCUGACAUGACCACCACAGUAAACCUGUCAAAUACGGUGAAGGGACUAAGCAGGAAGCGACCACGUCGGAGUCUCAACAUAACAGCAUUCAACAGGCAGCUUGAACAUGAAGAUGGAGAGGGUGAAGGUGGCAGUGCAACAGAAAAAGACCUCUCAUCCCUGUCUUCUGCCUCUCCAAGCUCUAUCACCUUCUCUCUGAAAACACCCUUUGUGGACGUUCGGACUGAGAAAAGGGGAUUUCAAAGGAAGGUAGCAAAUCGUAAAAAAAUUUGCCUUGAGGAGUUUGACGAGGCCCUACGGAAUCGACAGGCGGCGAUGGGUGGUGACCCUGAGCUGAGUGUUAGGGAGGAUCAGCAGGGUCUCAGUGAGACCGUUCGUUCUGAGGGGUUCACCUUGGGACUGAGUGACCUCACCGCUCCUGACAUCACCCAUGACAUCAUCACCAGCAACACAGCGCUCUACGCCCCGCCUGAUGACACAGCAACAACCUACAUUAUUGCCACCCAGGACAAAGACACCAUCACAGGAACACAGAUCCAGCGAGAAAUGGGAGUAAUGAAGAAUGAGAAAGAUAUGGAGGAGGUAGGGGAACAAAAGGAGGACAAGAUGGAAAUAGGCAACAAAGAUGGAGAGGAUUUGGCUGGAGAUGCUGGGCAGAGAGAGGCCUCGGUGAGACAGGGGGAGUCCAAAUCACAGACCGAAGAGGUAGCUGACUCCCAGACAGGAGAAGAUGAGGAGCUGGCUAAAUCAGAAGGAGAGGUGUCCGAGUCUCAGGCAGAAGGAGAGGUGUCCGAGUCUCAGGCAGAAGGAGAGGUGUCCGAGUCUCAGGCAGAAGGAGAGGUGUCCGAGUCUCAGGCAGAAGGAGAGGUGUCCGAGUCUCAGGCAGAAGGAGAGGUGUCCGAGUCUCAGGCAGAAGGAGAGGUGUCCGGGUCUCAGGCAGAAGGAGAGGUGUCCGAGUCUCAGGCAGAAGGAGAGGUGUCUGGGUCUCAGGCAGAAGGAGAGGUGUCCGAGUCUCAGGCAGAAGGAGAGGUGUCCGGGUCUCAGGCAGAAGGAGAGGGGAGUUAG